Messenger RNA from Closterium sp. NIES-67, 4189 nucleotides. The record is from the annotation of a GenBank genome assembly. Lineage: Eukaryota; Viridiplantae; Streptophyta; Zygnematophyceae; Desmidiales; Closteriaceae.
UUAGGGGCUCCGUUGCACUGAUUAUAGACGCAUAGUUAAAACCCGAGGUCCGGAUUAUCCAAGUUGGGGGUGUUGUUGAACACUUAAAGCGGUGUAGCGAGCUGUUUUCUAGGGCCGCGGGGCUUGGCAAACUCUUCCAGCGCGCAGUCUAGGUUUCCAGGAAGCGGCUCGAUACACUAUCUUCCCUCGUGAAGCAGAGAGCCAUUCACAAGCCUCCGAACCACCUUCUAAGUCGACUCAAUUAUCGACUCCGUGCCUCUCGAGUGCAUAGCCGCAAGAGUGUCCGCUCCUCUCCGCGGCACAGCACUUCUCACCUGAAAUCGUCGCAGAGCGCCGCACCGCCUAAGGUGUGACCCUUCUGCUUUAAGGUGACCGUAAAGGAAGACCCUUAAGCCUCGGCCUCGUUCCGCGAUCCCGAACAGCUAUGAGACUUGAACAGAGAGUAGUAUUCGAAUGAAAUUGGUCAGCCGAUAGGCCUCAAAGGUUAACGCGCUUCCCUCUUCUCGCCCAUUCAUAGGGAAAGAAAAGGAGAUCGUACUAGUGGUAAAAAUUGUUGAGAUAAGUUGGGAAGAUGGAGGUUGACAGAAUAGGAGAUCAAUUUCGAGACGUCUGGCCAGACGCGAAGCGCGUUCGGCAAGAGAGGCUGCGCAUUCGGAGAUUAAUCGCCGAGCGAGUCGCGCUGCUGCGGGACCUGGCCAUAGAGGUGAUUCGGAGCCGAUGGCACUACCUCUUAAUCGACUUCCUCCUCGUGGCGCUCGUCGCCGUGCAGCUGUGGCACCACGUGGCGCAAGGCGAUUGGAGCAGCCGGCCACCCGUCGUGGAUCUCGAGGAGAUGAAACUCGAGAGCAGCGCUGACGGGCUCCCGAGUUUCUUCCCCUGGCCUCCCGGCGCCAAUCCCCAGGCUUCCUCUCCCCCGCCGUCCUCGCUAAGAGCAGACUCGUCGGAACUAGAUUCCCGCCUUUCAAAGCCGCAACCAGUGUCGGCAGAUAUUAUCUCGCUAGAAGGGACCCCAGGUUCGCAGCAAUUGCGGGGAAAGCCCGCGCUACAGAUGCAGCCGUUGAUAUUGACUGAUUCUGAGACGCGCCAAUCUGAACCGUCCGAUGAGCCAUCUGCUCAGCAACAGCCGUUGAUCGCUGCUGGAACUGGCCCGUCAGAGAGUGUAACUGCUGGUGUGCUGGAUGCUGACGUGGCAACUGACCUGUACGGCACAAAUGUGAACUCUGACGCUCCAUCUAGGGACGGUGACGUGUCACGAGUCGUAUGGGUUCCACGUUCUCCGGAUCUUCCCCUUUGCUGGGCGUCCGAACUAGCAGCAGCGACAUCAUCCCCGUUAUCAUUGGCUCCGAUAUCUGCUACAGAGCGUGGGGGGCUGUUCGUAUACGGCAGCGGCUGUUCGACCUGCACUGUAGGCGAGACCUGCACUUUCUUCAUCAGCGUCGAACCCCCAGGCGCCACGUGGACGCUCCCUCCCGUUGAUGGCGCCGUGACCAGCGCUAGUAGCAACAACCCUGCUUCUGCUGCUGCCGCUGCUGCAGAGGAAGAAGCAGCUACGACUAGUGCCGCCGAUGCUGCUGUUGCUGAGGAAGCAGCUUCAUCUGCUGAUCGUGCUAGUACCAGUAGUACCACCACCACCACCACCACCGCAACACCAUCAGCGUUCAUCCCUCCGUCGAACUCCAGCGUUCUAAGCUGGUGGAAGAAGGAGAUGUCCCUCUCCCUCACCGGCCCCUCGCUGCUUCACGCCGACCCUGUCUGCGUCGAUCCUCCGGCCUGCACCUCAUUCACUGUGUCCUACCGAGCCUGGGACGCUGGCACGUACUGGUCCUCCCUCCACGUAGGAUGCUCCAACCUCCUCCUCGCCUCUUCCUCCUCCUCCUCCUCCUCCUCCUCCUCCUCCUCCUCCUCCUCCUCCUCCUCCUCCUCCUCCUCCUCCUCCUCCUCCUCCUCCUCCUCCUCCUCCUCCUCCUCCUCCUCCUCCUCCGCCUCCUCCUCCUCCUCCUCCUCUCCCUACGAUGCCACCGUCACGCAUGACGUGGCUUCAUGGAACCUCACAAUCCUCCCAUCACGCACGCCCCCAUCGCACACACCCCCAUCAUCUACACCCGCAGCACCAGAGGCUUCGAAUGUAGCCGCAGCUACCAAUCAAGCAUCUCAUAACGAAGCAGCUACUAGCGAGGAUUUCACCCGCCGGCUGCUGCUCCUGACAACUGCACGGCAGUCGAGCGUGGGGGGGGAAGCAGCGAGCGCAGAGGAGAGGGUGGGGAACGCCACACUUGCUUUCUCACGCGCGCCCCAGGACUCACUCACCCCUCAAGACCCACUCACUCCUGGGCAGUCGAGCGUGGGACGAGGGGAGGCAGCGAGCGCGGAAGAGAGAGUGGGGAACGCCACACUUGGUUUCAAUCCUCAGAUUGACGCGCCCCACGGCUCAGCACUCUUCGAGCGGCUCAGGGGGCAUGUUGGAACCGAGCACGGGCAGCAGCAGCAGCAGCAGCAGCAGCAGCAGCAGCAGCAGCAGCAGCAGCAGCAGCAGCAGCAGCAGUACCAGCAUCAGGAGCAGCACGAGCAGCAGGAGGAGCAGGGGGAGCAGGAGGAGAAAGAGAAGGUUGAGGCGCAAGGGAGGGAAGGGAAUCAUCAAGAGACGCGAGAGAAUGGUCCGUGCACUGGCUCUGUCUUUGGCCGGUGGCUUCAGGGCAGCAGCAGUAGAAACAGUGGCAAAAGUAGCAGGCAUAGCGGCAGCAGCAGUAGCAAUGGCCCCUCUACAGGAGCAACAGAUGGCGCCUGGAGCUGGGUGCCGUUCCCCUGUGCUGCCCCCGAGACCCCUGUCACUGACUGGAUCUCCUCACUCAACGGCCGGGGCAUCAGGGAGAUCUCGAUCGUGGGGGACUCGCACCACCGCGUGCUUGCUGCCCACCUGUUCUACAUGCUGUCGGGCGAGGCCGACCUCGCAAACCGGAAGGGGCGGCACGACUUGGAGUUUGUGGCGCGGAACGAGAGGAACGAGACGCUGAGGAUCAACUUCUACUGGGUCGAUGGGAUCUACACGAACGGGGAGUUCGGAUGCACGCACCGAGGAGCCUUCUCGCAGCACUUCGACUCCUUCCCCAACAUCUCCCUCUCCAGUGACGUCAUCAUCAUCAACAGUGGGUACUGGGCCGGCAAGCGUUGUCUGCAUCCGCUCUCCGCCCUCCGCACUCACCUCCCUGAAUAUCUCUCCUGGGCCAUCUCCCAAGCCUCUGCUGCUGCUGCUUCUGCUGUCUCCCAAGCCUCUGCUGCUUCUGCUGCUGCUUCUGCUGGCUCCCAAGCCUCUGCUGAGAGCGCUGAUUUUGAGCAUGUUUAUUCUGUGUCCGCCAGCAGAGAGGGGGCAUCCACUGACCUCCCUGCCGCCCUCCCUGCUGCAUCCUUGACUGCAUCUCCACCACCGAGCGUGCCCAACCUGAGAGGGAAUCCAGCAGCUGCGGUCAGCAGCCAGUCAAGAGUAGAAGGUACAGGGGAAAGGACCGAGCGCCUGCUUCGCAGUAACACGAGCAGCAGCAGCAGCAGCAGCAGUACUACCACCACCAGUAACAGCAGCAGCAGCACAGGCAAGACAGCCUCAGCCACCAGGCGCCAUGUUCGGCUGAUUGUGCGGUCAGCACCCCCAGUGUCCAACGGUGGUGACAGCUGCAGCAUUGCCAGCCGCAUCUACGAAGGCCCCGCUACCAACCUCUUUCUCUCCACUGCUAAUCGGCUGAUCAAACACAUGGCCGACCAAAUAAACGCGGGCAAUUCUGCUACUGCUGGUGGAGCUGAUGGAGUCGACAAUUCUGUACCCUGUAUUGAGUUCUUUGAUAGCUGGCAAGUGGAGGCUCCGCGGUUCAUGGAUGUGUGUCCGCGCGACCAUCACUAUCAUUGCUACGGGACGAAUGGUCGGGGGAAGGUGGUGAUGAGAGGGGACGUUGGGGAGGCUGUUGUUAGGUCGUUGAUUCAUUACAUCGAGCAUGGGGGGAAGGGAAGGUCAUGAUGGACAAAAAAAACUGCUGGAUGGUGGCCUUUUCUCGGGCCGUAACUGGCCCCAAAUCCCCCAAGAUGGCAAAUAAAUUAUUGGCUAUGUGCAAUACUUAUGUAGAAGUCGUACUAGAGUCGUACCAUGGGGUUUCGGGUUUAGGGUAUCAUCGUUCAUGUCUUAUACGUGUGCUAUAACGUGUCU